AUGCUCCGAGGCGUGCGUGCGCAAGCGCAGGCUGCCGCGGCGAGCGCGAAGCGCGCGGCGAGUACCGAUGUCAAGGCGGGUGCAGCACCUCUGAGCUCGGCCUUGCUGGUGACGCGCGCGCCCGUGCUCCAGCGCGAGCUGACGUCGUUUGAGCGCGAGUACUACCGCUUCAACACGGCCCUGUCGCACACGCUCAUGCAGCCGUUCCCGCGCGACAUGUACUUCAAGAAGGGAUCGGCGGCAGAGUCGCGGUUUGACGAGUACUAUACGCAGCUGCAAAAGACGUGGGAGGUGGAGACAGAGACGCGCGGCGCGCACGAGUCGCGGAAAAACGCACAGAACGACUCGGACGCGGAGCUCUACGCGACGCUUCCGCGCACGACCGACGCCGAUGCACAAAAGAAUGUGCGCAGCUUGGAGCGCGCACUCGACCGGACACUCUACCUGUUUGUCUCGGACAAGAAGGACGAGUGGCGCCUGCCUGCCAAGGCGCUGCCGACCGAGCGCACACUCGACGACACACUGCACGGCACGGCGACCGAGGCCGUGACGGAGAAACUGGGAGAUACCAUGGACCUGUGGCUCGUGAGCAAGCUGCCGAUUGCCGUCGUGCAGGGCGCACCCAAGACCUACAUCCUCCGCGCGCACGUGCUUGCAGGCGAGCCGCUCGCCAAGAAGGGCGUCGAGUUUGCGUGGCUCACCAAGGAGGAGGCCGCCGAGCGCUUUGAAAAGGGCAGCAGCGACGCCAAGGCGUACUGGAACAAGGUCCAAGGACUGCUGGACGAGUAG
This is a messenger RNA of Malassezia japonica, 789 nucleotides long. RefSeq lists its product as uncharacterized. Gene Ontology annotation, cellular component: mitochondrial large ribosomal subunit. The transcript has a single exon. Bases 1 to 789 code for a protein of 262 amino acids. Gene Ontology annotation, molecular function: structural constituent of ribosome. NCBI's taxonomy places the organism in Eukaryota, Fungi, Basidiomycota, Malasseziomycetes, Malasseziales, Malasseziaceae. The record is from RefSeq and is a predicted model, not a curated record.